GGACUGUGUUUGAUAUGGAUUAGCUAACUUAAUUGGGGAAUAGAAGUGGUGGAAGAUAGUGAAUUGACUGAUUUGUUUCUUUAUGCUUUUGCCAAAUCCAAUUCUAUUGAUGAUUUGAUAAAUGAAGAUGAUUUCGAAGUUGAGCUCAAGAUGACUGAUGGUGAUUCAAGUUUCUAUGGGAAAUUACAUAAGAGUGAUUUGGGUAAAUCAAAGCACCAAAAAAAUACACAAUCAGAUAAUGAAUGGAUCAUCCUAUUGUUACAAUCAUUAUUUAAUCAAUUACCAUUGAAAUCUAUUGACACUGUGGAGAUUGUUGCAAAGGAAUUAAGUAAGGAUGGUGAAACUAUCUUGGAGAUUGAAGUAAAAACCAAAGUUGGUCCUUCUAUUUACCAAACUCUUGGAUUAUUAGAGUUCAAAGCUUUGGCAGAAUCAGAUAAUAUCAAUUAUGCUGAUGAAUUAUUUGAAUGGUCCAAGAUUAUGAGUAGUACAAACAAACAGCUUCAAAAAGAGUUAGUCAAAACCAAAGCUAGAACUAAAUCAUUGGAAGUGGAAUUAAAAGAGAUGCAAAAAUUUCAAGAUGAUUUAGUUGAAGAAUCUAAAGUGAAAGAUGAAAUACAACUCAAGGUUAUGACGAAAUUGUUGAACUCUAAAAAAGAACAUUAUGAGAAAUUGUUGAAAGGUGAGAUUACAGAUGAUCCAGAUGAUUUCAAUCUUAUUGCAAUAAAGAAUAUAAAGGAUGAUUUCAUUCACGAACAAGAGAAAGAAGAGAAACCUAAACCUAAGAAACCUAGAAAAGCUGGAGCUAAAAGACAACCAAGAGGUGUGAAAGCAGCAGCGUUGCUUAGAGGGGAGAAGAACAUAACGAAAGAGUACCCACGCAUUAAGGAUGAAGAUGAAGAUGAGUUCAUUCCAGAUUCUCAAGACGAAGCAGAAGUAAAGAAAGAGAAUGAUCCAGUAGAGAAGCAGAUGACAGAUGAACCAAAGAAGAAGAAAGUCAAGAUCGAACCAAAGGAUUCUAAAAUAAAGAAAGAACAAGACGAGAUACCCCAGGCCGUUAAAGCAGAACCAGAGAAGUCAAUACAUUUCAAAUUUAACGAUGAAGAUGCCACUGAGGAUGAUGAAGAAGUAGUAGAGGAAGAGAGUAAGACCAAAGAUGAUGAAGGAGAUGAGACGGUGGAGGAUACAGAUGAAGAUGGUACAGAAGAGGAUUUAGAGAUGAAGGAUCAAGAUCAAGAUCAAGAGACAGCCACAGAUACAGACUCAGACUCGGAAUAAAUUUUAGAAUUCAGAACAGCCUCCAUUCUCGUUCCUCCCAAAUUACCCAGCACACAUUACGACAACAUUUCCAUUUCCAUUGUGACGUUUCUGGUGAUAAAAUCCAAUCAAAUUGUGUGCCUUGCAGAAUCGAAUCGGUAUUUUUCGUGUUUUUUUUUUUCAAUGGGCAGUGUAAAAAUAGAUCAACACCAAAUUUGAUAUUCAGGGGAAUUUUGUGCAAGGGGAAAAGCAGGGGAAACCCAAUUCUCAGAUGAUUUGAAGGCCUAUGAUUUAGGGAUAUCAUGGCACUG
Molecule: messenger RNA, 1565 nt
Organism: Hansenula anomala
Lineage: Eukaryota; Fungi; Ascomycota; Saccharomycetes; Phaffomycetales; Wickerhamomycetaceae
Exons: 1
Coding region: 151-1275 (374 amino acids)
Source: RefSeq, a predicted model, not a curated record